AUGAGAAGGGAAGGAGAGAAAGAGAGAGUAUCCUCUACAAGACCUGAAGAAACAAAAGUGAGGCAGGAAGAUAUAUCCAAAAUAUUGAGCAGCGCAGCUAAAGUUCAAGUUAAACAAGAUACUAUUGACUCAAGACUGUUCUCACUGAAAAGGGAAAAUGAAGCAUUAUGGAGAGAAAUUACAGAUCUGCGGGCUAAACACUCUCAACAGCAGCAAGUUAUUAGAAAGAUUGUCCAGUUCAUUGUGACCUUGGUGCAGAAUAAUAGCUUAGUGAGCUUGAAGAGAAAACAGCCAUUACUUCUGAACACAAAAAGUUCCCCUAAAGCCACUAUACUACAGACAUUGGUUAAAGAAACUGGAGAGGACAAACGCCAUGUCCCACUUAGGACAGAAGCUUUAAACAGAGGGGAGAUUUCUGAUGAUAUAGUAAUCUAUGACAUAACUGACAACAUGGAGGAUGAAGGAGAGAAAAACCAUGCCACCCCUGACAUUUCAAAUACUCCCUCUCCUGAUACAGUAAAUGCUCACAGUUCCCCCGAAAUUGUAAUAGUGGAGGAUGACAGUGAAGAUGAAAAUGUCCCAGUUACUCAAGAUAGAGCCGCAGAUGCAAUUGGGUCACUGAGCCCAGUACGGGAGGACGUUUCAAGCCCACUGAUGUCUGGUCCUCUGCAACUGAACAACCAGUCUUCACUUAGCACAGAGGACCCUGUCUCCAUGAUGGAUUCUAUUCUUAAUGAAAGUGGUGUCAUUUCUCAAAAUAUCAAUCUGCUUGGAAAAGUGGAACUGAUCGAUUAUCUAGACAGCAUUGACUGCACAUUAGAAGACUUCAAAGCUUUACUAUCUGGACGUCAGUUCAGCAUAGACAGAGACCUGCUGGUAGAUCUGGAGACCAAAGGAAUGGAGACUUUUAGAAAUGGAGAAACCUUUCCUGAAUCCCCUAAUUCCACUGCAGAUUCCAAGAAACUGGACCAGCAACUUGUGCAGUACACAACAUAUCCACUUAUGGCUUUUCUGGAUGGUGAUUCUAGCCCUUUUGUAUCAGAGACACAGACGAGCAAAACAAAUGAAACGGACAAUCUUUUGGAAUCUAGCCUGGACUGUGAGCCGACACAAAGCAAACUAUUGCGGCUAGAGCCUCUGACUGAAGCAGAAGCCAAUGAGGCUACCCUGUUUUAUUUAUGUGAACUUGCCCCAGCACCCCUGGACAGUGACAUGCUGGACACCUAAAGUGCUGGGAUACCACACACCUGUAUAUAUUCAUCAAAAUGAUGAACUAUUUAUUUAAGUAUCAUUUUGGUACUGUUCUCUUCUUUUUGGUGUUUUUUCUUUUUCCAGACACUGGGAUUUCACAUUUUGUUUAUGCACAAUAGCAACCAAUUUUAGUCAAAGACAAUGUUUUAUAAUCCAAAGUUUAUUUUUUGCUCAAAUUGUAGGUUAGAUCCUGCGCUCCAUUAUACCAUUUUGCUUUCAUAUGUAAUGUGUAUAUACCCUGCUCUAUGGUGUCAAAGGUUAAUCUGCCGCAAGCACUUACAACAAGACUGCACCCCAAUAACAUUAUGCACCUUGCAUUCUGUCUUGGUAAGCAUCACUAUAUGAUGUGCAGUGUGCCUUGUAUUAAAUCAGCGGUUCCGGAGCAGGAGUGUAUAUCUAUAUAAACACUAUGUUGGAAUUAUAUACUGUUUAAGAAUAAUUAUGGAAAGUGCAAGAAAAUGUGAGCUAGGAACUAAAGUGCCUGUCCUUUUAGUGUGCUUUGAACAGCAGUUUUUAUUGCAAGGGACCAAUGAAUCUCACUGUUAUGUAAACCCAUUCAUGCACUACUUACAGAAGGUGGCUUAAUAUGGCAGUGAAUUAUUUUACCUAAAUAAACAGACUUGUCCAUGAUUUCCUUGGACUGUUUUAC
Messenger RNA from Hyla sarda, 1900 nucleotides. RefSeq names its product heat shock factor protein 2-like. The coding region runs from base 1 to 1227 and encodes 408 amino acids. NCBI's taxonomy places the organism in Eukaryota, Metazoa, Chordata, Amphibia, Anura, Hylidae. The record is from RefSeq and is a predicted model, not a curated record. Gene Ontology annotation, biological process: regulation of DNA-templated transcription. The transcript has 10 exons. Gene Ontology annotation, molecular function: DNA-binding transcription factor activity; DNA binding.